GAAGGAGGAGGGAAGUAGGACUUCAACAUGGCGGCUGCGGUACUGGCAGUGGUUACGGUGACGGCCUGUCCUGAGGCGGACAGAGUUGGAGGUGGUGGCGUUCGCUAUCCCUAGGGGUCAUCAGGAGUUCAGCGGGGACCAAGCCUGGGCGGCCGGCAGGCGCCAGCACCUUUCGGCUUCUGGGACGGCGGCAGCAGCGGCGGUUCAGGUUCUAAAUGGCUUCUAAGAAGUUGGGUGCAGAUUUUCAUGGGACUUUCAGUUACCUUGAUGAUGUCCCAUUUAAGAUAGGAGACAAAUACAAAACACCAGCUAAAGUUGGUCUACCUAUUGGCUUCUCCUUGCCUGAUUGUUUGCAGGUUGUCAGAGAAUUACAGUAUGAUUUCUCGUUGGAAAAGAAAACCAUUGAAUGGGCGGAAGAUACUAAGAAAAUCCAAGAAGCCCAGUGGGAAGCUGAGUGCAAGGCUGAGGAAGCAGAAGCUAAAGUGAAUUCUAAGAGUGGUCCAGAGGGUGAUAGCAAAAUGAGCUAUUCCAAGACUCACAGUACAUCCACAAUGCCACCGCCCAUCAAUCCUAUCCUUGCCAGCUUACAGCAUAACAGCAUCCUCACCCCGACUCGGGUCAGCAGCAGUGCUGCAAAACAGAAAGUUCUCAGUCCACCCCACACAAAGGCAGAUUUCAAUCCUGCUGACUUUGAGUGCGAAGAGGACCCAUUUGAUAAUCUGGAGUUAAAAACUAUUGAUGAGAAGGAAGAGCUGAGAAACAUUCUGGUAGGAACCACUGGACCCAUUAUGGCUCAGAUUUUGGACAAUAACUUGCCCAGAGGAGGCUCUGGGUCUGUAUUACAGGAUGAGGAAGUCCUGGCAUCCUUGGAGCGGGCAACUCUAGAUUUCAAGCCUCUUCACAAACCCAAUGGCUUUAUAACCUUACCACAGUUGGGCAACUGUGAAAAGAUGUCACUGUCUUCCAAAGUGUCCCUCCCCCCCAUCCCUGCAGUAAGCAAUAUCAAAUCUCUGUCCUUUCCCAAACUUGAUUCUGAUGACACUAAUCAGAAGACAGCCAAGCUGGUGAGCACUUUCCAUAGCACAUCCUGCCUCCGCAGUGGCACGUUCCGGAAUUCCCUAAAGCCUUCCGCCCAGAGCAGUGCCAGUGAGCUCAAUGGGAAUCAUACUCUUGGGCUUUCAGCUUUGAACUUGGACAGUGGCACAGAGGUGCCAACCCUGUCCCCCUCCUCCCAGCUGCCUUCCCUCUCUGUCUUGUCUGUGUGCACAGAAGAAUCAUCACCUCCAAAUACAGGUCCCAUGGUCACCCCUCCUAAUUUCUCAGUGUCGCAAGUGCCCAACACUCCAAGAUGUCCCCAGGCCUAUUCUGAACUGCAGAUGCUGUCCCCCAGUGAGCGGCAGUGUGUGGAGACGGUGGUCAACAUGGGCUACUCAUACGAGUGUGUCCUGAGAGCCAUGAAGAAGAAAGGAGAGAAUAUUGAACAGAUUCUUGACUAUCUCUUUGCACAUGGACAGCUCUGUGAGAAGGGCUUUGACCCUCUUUUAGUGGAAGAGGCUCUGGAAAUGCACCAGUGUUCAGAGGAAAAGAUGACGGAGUUUCUUCAGUUAAUGAGCAAAUUUAAGGAAAUGGGCUUUGAACUGAAAGACAUUAAGGAAGUUUUGGUAUUACACAACAAUGACCAGGACAAUGCUUUGGAAGACCUCAUGGCUCGGGCAGGAGCCAGCUGAGACCAGAUCCUGCCUGGGCCCUGCCACGGAAACACCACCCCCAGGAGGCCCUGCAGAGCCCACCUGUGGGCAAGGAGAAGAGGCACGCUUCUGGAUUUUCUUUUGGGGAAGGAAGGUCAGGUAUAGAGACUGUGCUUGCCAGUCUCUAUGAGCCCUGGGCCUGAGCUGGGGAGAAAGUGGGGAAGACUUGGGCAUGUACUGCCCACUGCAGCCACUUGUGGCUGCUCUUUCCAUAUUAAAUGUAUUUGUAUUCUGAAAAGUGUCCUUCCCCCUCAGCCCACCAGAGACUGCCUUGGUCAUUCUGGGAUCUGCAACUCCUCAGCCCAAACCUGGCCCAGCUGAAGUGGAGUCAGGGAGAUGGGGUGGGAGAACCAGACUCAGUGCUGUUUUGGGGCUGGAUUACUCUUCUCCCCAUCCCCGACGGGUAGACUGAACUUGAAUCCGUGUUCAGUGCAAUUGAAAGGUUCUUCCAGGGUUUUGUUUAUUUUUUCCCCCCUUUUAACGAAAUCUCUUAGUGUUACACUGGUUCUGCAAUGUCUCUGAGGUGCAAAGAAUGUCCUUUUCCACGUAGGGUCCUGAGUUUGCCUCUUCUGCUGGGCAGUCACCAUGCUUCCCUGCCCCAGCCUGUUUCUUUUGGCUUGGUUUGGACCACAGCCCUCUCCUACCCAGGGUUUUAGAGUCCCUGCUCUAGGAAACAGUUGUCAGUUUAAGAAAUUGUUAGCCCCUUCCCAGCACAUUGAAUGGGGGAGAAAACAGACCACAGUUUAGUUGCCUAGCACUACUAAUCACCUCUUUUCUCCUUGGAGAACAGCCUCUCCCUCCAGCCCACUGCUUUAGGAUGACACAAUGAGUAACACUUAGUCAUAGAAAUCAGUCUCUUUCGUUUGUUUUAUAUUAUGUUGUAUAUCAUUAAAGAUCUAAAUACAAAAGA
This is a messenger RNA of Choloepus didactylus (southern two-toed sloth), 2658 nucleotides long. It is a transcript of the gene UBAP1, whose product is annotated as ubiquitin associated protein 1. The coding region runs from base 216 to 1727 and encodes 503 amino acids. Gene Ontology annotation, biological process: ubiquitin-dependent protein catabolic process via the multivesicular body sorting pathway. Gene Ontology annotation, cellular component: ESCRT I complex. The record is from RefSeq and is a predicted model, not a curated record. The transcript has 7 exons. Lineage: Eukaryota; Metazoa; Chordata; Mammalia; Pilosa; Megalonychidae. Gene Ontology annotation, molecular function: ubiquitin binding.